Molecule: messenger RNA, 2289 nt
Organism: Fundulus heteroclitus (mummichog)
Lineage: Eukaryota; Metazoa; Chordata; Actinopteri; Cyprinodontiformes; Fundulidae
Gene: ddx5
Product: DEAD (Asp-Glu-Ala-Asp) box helicase 5
Exons: 13
Coding region: 104-1981 (625 amino acids)
Biological process (GO): alternative mRNA splicing, via spliceosome
Cellular component (GO): ribonucleoprotein complex; nucleus; cytoplasm
Molecular function (GO): ATP binding; RNA helicase activity; RNA binding
Source: RefSeq, a predicted model, not a curated record
AAACCGGCAUUUCAGCACCACUGCCGGCCGCUGUUUCUGUCUGCUGUCGAGGCCACUUUGUACUUAUAUAAAUAUUUUUUAAAUCGCAAGUUUUGAUCCCAAUAUGCCUGGAUAUUCUGACAGAGACCGCGGCAGAGAUAGAGACAGAGGCUAUGGCGGUGGACCUCCCAGGUUCGGUGGGAGCCGGGGUGGUGGUGGUGGAGGAGGAGGAAAGUUCGGCAAUCCUGGUGAGCGGCUGAGGAAGAAACACUGGAACCUGGAUGAGCUCCCAAAGUUUGAGAAAAACUUUUACCAGCAGCAUCCUGACGUUGCCCGUAGAACACUGCAAGAAGCUGAGCAAUACAGAAGGUCCAAAACUAUUACAGUGAAGGGGAGGGAGUGUCCAAAUCCCAUAACCCAGUUCCAUGAGGCGAGCUUUCCUUCUUAUGUGAUGGAGGUCAUCAACAAACAGAACUGGACUGAACCAACACCAAUCCAGGCUCAGGGUUGGCCUUUGGCUCUCAGUGGCAUGGACAUGGUUGGCAUUGCUCAGACUGGCUCUGGCAAGACACUUUCCUAUCUUCUGCCUGCAAUUGUCCACAUUAAUCACCAGCCUUUCUUGGAACGUGGUGAUGGUCCAAUUUGUUUAGUGCUGGCCCCCACUCGUGAGCUGGCACAGCAGGUGCAGCAGGUGGCGGCUGAAUACGGCAGAGCUUCUCGUCUGAAAUCCACCUGCAUCUAUGGAGGGGCACCCAAAGGGCCUCAGCUCCGUGACUUGGAAAGAGGUGUAGAGAUUUGCAUCGCCACUCCAGGCAGGCUCAUUGACUUCCUCGAGGCAGGAAAGACAAACCUUCGCAGAUGUACUUACCUGGUGCUGGACGAGGCAGACAGAAUGCUGGACAUGGGAUUUGAACCACAGAUCAGGAAGAUUGUUGACCAAAUCAGGCCUGACAGGCAGACGCUCAUGUGGAGUGCCACUUGGCCUAAAGAGGUUCGCCAGCUGGCAGAAGACUUCCUGAAGGAGUACGUUCAGAUCAACAUUGGUGCUCUACAGCUUAGUGCUAACCAUAACAUCCUCCAGAUUGUGGAUGUUUGCAACGAUGGAGAAAAAGAGAACAAGCUAAUCCGUCUACUUGAGGAAAUCAUGAGCGAGAAGGAAAACAAGACCAUCAUCUUUGUCGAGACCAAAAGGCGGUGUGAUGACCUUACUCGAAGAAUGAGAAGAGAUGGGUGGCCUGCAAUGGGGAUCCAUGGAGACAAAAGUCAGCAGGAGAGGGACUGGGUUCUUAAUGAGUUCAAAUUUGGCAAAGCCCCAAUCCUCAUCGCUACAGACGUUGCAUCCAGAGGCUUAGAUGUGGAAGACGUGAAAUUUGUCAUCAACUAUGACUACCCUAACAACUCUGAGGACUAUAUCCACCGCAUCGGCAGGACGGCUCGUAGCCAAAAGACCGGAACGGCCUAUACCUUCUUCACGCCCAACAACAUGAGGCAGGCCACGGACCUCGUCUCCGUGCUCCGAGAGGCCAACCAGGCGAUUAACCCAAAGCUCCUCCAGAUGGCAGAAGAAAGAGGAGGUCGUUCAAGGGGCGGCAGAGGUGGUGAUUAUGGUCGGGAUAGGUAUUCGUCUGGCAGGCGAGAUUACGGUGGUGGUAGGGAUAGAGAUAACGGUAGAGGUUAUAACAAUGGACCAAACAAGAGUUACGGCACAGGUUCUCAGAACGGAGGCUUUGGAGGCUCCAACGGCACCAGCAAUGGCUACGGGGGAGGCAACUACAACAGUAACGGACAGUCAAACUUCAGCAACAACCAAACCGGGUCGUUUGCCGCCCAGAACAACUUCCAGGCACAACAGUUUGCACCCAACAAGCCUGCCGUCCAGAACGGCGCGGGCCAUCCUCAGUUCUCCUUCCCUCAGGCACAGGCUCCUCCCCAGCACCCUGCCCCACAGCACCCCCCUCCACCACUGGUGCCGUACCCCAUGCCUCCACAGUUCUCUCAGUAAAUGCCCCGCAAACUUGAAAGAGGUAAUUUAUUGCAUUUUGUCUUUUUAGUUCUAUACCUGAUGACUUUUUGUAUUUACACGAGGGUUAUGUGAACCUCCUGAAGCUUUUUAAGAUCUGCAGCGCAGCAGUAGUUCUGUUGCACAUUUGUUUAUCCUGUAUUUAAUUUGUUACAUUCCUCCAGCAAUAUUUAGUUUGUUUUGUACCAGAUGAUUAAAAGUGUAUUAGUUUUCAUGUGUAGCAUUCAGAGUGAUGUUCAGCUCCUCCAUUGUGCACUGCAUGAUCUUUGAAAUAAACCCCUACAGAAGCC